Molecule: messenger RNA, 1684 nt
Organism: Salvelinus sp. IW2-2015
Lineage: Eukaryota; Metazoa; Chordata; Actinopteri; Salmoniformes; Salmonidae
Gene: alx1
Product: ALX homeobox 1
Biological process (GO): embryonic skeletal system morphogenesis; negative regulation of DNA-templated transcription; positive regulation of transcription by RNA polymerase II
Molecular function (GO): DNA-binding transcription activator activity, RNA polymerase II-specific; RNA polymerase II transcription regulatory region sequence-specific DNA binding
Source: RefSeq, a predicted model, not a curated record
UAUAAAGAGACCAAAGUGCCUUCAAGACAAGACAUAUUAACGGCUUUGGGGAAUUAUUGUGUUAUCGGGGUAGCCGAUAUAGCUCUUCAAUUUUGUUGAACGUCGACAGAACUUAUUUAUGGUCAGUUGACAAGGUUCUGUGAGCGACGAGAUCUCGGGAAGGAGAUCAUGGAAUACAUGAACGAUAAAUUCGCAUUGAAAAGUCAAGCGAUUAAGGGCAGCGACUACUACAUGGGCUCUGGCGGCGCGCUGGACCAAGUUAUGGAGAGUUUGGACAGUGUGCAGUACUACAGCAAGACGUCGCCCAAGUGUGUGCAGGCCUUCGGGAUACAGAGCAGCGAGCACCACUCGCGAAUGGAGCGGUCCUCGCCUUGCGGAGACCAACACGCGAAUUAUGGUGUCCAGAAAACGGAAGAUACCUUGCACGCGGACCUUGGAAGGUCGAUCGACAACUGUUGCAAUCUGAGGGCCUCGCCGGUAACGGCGUGUCAGGAGAAAACGGAUUUGGACGAAAUGGGUGACAAGUGUGACAGUAACGUAUCGAGCAGUAAGAAGAGGCGACACAGGACGACAUUCACGAGCGCACAGCUGGAGGAGUUGGAGAAGGUGUUUCAGAAAACUCAUUACCCAGAUGUUUAUGUGAGAGAACAGCUGGCGAUGAGGACGGAACUAACCGAGGCCAGAGUGCAGGUGUGGUUUCAAAACAGAAGAGCCAAGUGGAGAAAAAGAGAACGUUAUGGACAGAUUCAACAGGCAAAAAGUCACUUUGCAGCCACAUACGACAUAUCAGUGUUGCCAAGAACAGACAGUUACUCACAGAUCUCCAACAACCUGUGGCCCAGCCCUGCUCCCAGUGGCUCUGUGGUCUCCUCCUGCAUGCUCCCCCGUGGAUCUCCCCCAUGUGUCACCUCGUAUUCCCACUCCCCCCGCUCCGCAGCCGACCACGGGUAUGUGGGCUUCCCCAACCAGCAGAACCAGUUUGGACACGUCUCCCUCAACAACUUCUUCACGGCCGACUCCCUCCUCACGCCCUCGCCCAACGGACACCCAUUUGAGACCAAGCCCGAGUUUGAGAGACGCUCGUCCAGCAUUGCCGUGCUGCGGAUGAAGGCUAAGGAACAUGCGGCCAACAUAUCCUGGGCCAUGUGAUUGUGAAUGUCUCUUCUGCAUGUCCAGCCAGCUGACUGACUCACAGCCUCUCUAACUUUAGCAUUACUACUGCGCACGUUUAUAACCCCCAAUGUUGACUGACAGUAAUCUGACUGUGACACUGAUUGAUUGAAGAGGACCUACAAAAGUCAAAAUAAUGUAGGCCUAGAUGCUGAUAACUGACUGGUUGUCUCCGAGACUGGAGAGACAUGAAGCCUCUCCAUGGACUCAACAAACUGUGAACCUGUUGGUCAAAAGAGUCAAAUGUCAGAGGAGAUUAACUGCUUCAAGGUUUAAAGGUCUGCUCAUCGAGGUUGAGCAGUGCAUUUCAGUUCACAACAUACCAACACACAGAUGAAACUUACUUUCAGGUUAACACCCGAUGUUAAACAAUGCAUUGCUGAAAAUGUACCCCUCUGUGACUUGAAAACUCUGAGCCGGUUUGAGCACUCCAUUAAGAGUGGCGCAGCGGUCUAAGGCACUGCAUCUCAGUGUUAGAGGCGUCACUACAGACCCUGGUUUGAUUCCAGGCUGU